GCUGCCUUAGCCAAUAUAAAGUGUGCUGGGGAGCCAGUCUUCGAACAUGACUUCCCGCCUAGCACUGAUAUAGUUGGCGAGAUCCUUCAUGGUCCAAAGGCUAAUAGGAUGAAGUUUGAGUUAUUUGGCCGCCUUGGCGCUCAAAUGGGGUUGUUCCAGUAG
Molecule: messenger RNA, 162 nt
Organism: Lindgomyces ingoldianus
Lineage: Eukaryota; Fungi; Ascomycota; Dothideomycetes; Pleosporales; Lindgomycetaceae
Exons: 1
Source: RefSeq, a predicted model, not a curated record